This is a messenger RNA of Pyrus x bretschneideri (Chinese white pear), 4439 nucleotides long. RefSeq names its product phytochrome A-2. The record is from RefSeq and is a predicted model, not a curated record. Gene Ontology annotation, biological process: regulation of DNA-templated transcription; protein-tetrapyrrole linkage; detection of visible light. The transcript has 5 exons. The coding region runs from base 740 to 4111 and encodes 1123 amino acids. Gene Ontology annotation, cellular component: nucleus. NCBI's taxonomy places the organism in Eukaryota, Viridiplantae, Streptophyta, Magnoliopsida, Rosales, Rosaceae. Gene Ontology annotation, molecular function: phosphorelay sensor kinase activity; protein homodimerization activity; photoreceptor activity.
UCUUUUGAUUUCAUCCCACGCCUGUACUAUUAUUCUUCCUUUAUCCCAUAUCCUAGAAAAUCCCUGACUCUCCGCCUCUUACUUCCCCACUCUCUGGAAACCUAACUUUCCCAUUAGUUUAUGAAGUAAUCAUGAAGCAGCUUAACUGCGCCAUUGAUGACAAUAGUUUAACCUGUAUAUUCUGCCCAAUGGGUUGCUUUCUCUUUCCAAUUUUCAGCUGGGAACCGCCAGAUUUCCAUGGAUUAAUUGGAAGGGGAAGUGAGAGAUGAUGGUCUUUGCUAAUUAUGGCUGUCAUCAACUAACUCCAUUUACCCAUUUGGAAAGGGUACCUAAAACCCUCAUCCAAUCCCUCCCCGCCAAAUUUGGUAGCUUUUUCCAGCUGCAGAAACCCUUCUCCAUUGUUUUGUGUUUUCGGAGUGGACCCAUCUCAUAGUUUUUGCUUUUCUUAAAUUUGUACUGUCUUUUUUUAUUUUAUUGUUAUUUUAUUAAAGGCGGUUCCUUUGUUUACUAACAGUCCAGUCCUGCCGCUGGGAUUAGUGUCCAUUACAGGGACAGAUGGGGAUGGGAUUGAAAGUUCGAGACUUCAGUGGACAAUUUUUUAAUUUAAUAACAAUUUUGUAGUAAUCCCAUGUUUUUGUUUGCCAGUUUGGUUUUUCUAUAAGUUGGGUUUGCACCUGAGAGACUUAGUUGAGCUCUGCUUGCUUGUACUGCAGCUGAAGAAAGGUUAGUUUGUGCGAGAAUGUCUUCUUCUAGACCUAGUGACUCAUCAAGCAAUCCAGGGCGGUCUAGACACAGCGCUAGAAUCAUUGCUCAGACAACUGUUGAUGCAAAGAUUCAUGCCGAUUUUGAGGAAUCGGGUAGUUCCUUUGACUACUCGAAUUCAGUGCGUAUCGGCAGUUCAGUUGGUGGAGAUCAACAACCUAGGUCCGACAAAGUGACCACUGCUUAUCUCCAUAACAUACAGAAAGGCAAGACGAUCCAACCGUUUGGAUGCUUGCUAGCCUUGGAUGAGAAGACUUUCAAGGUCAUUGCAUACAGUGCGAAUGCUCCUGAAAUGCUGACCACGGUCAGUCAUGCAGUCCCAAGCGUUGGGGACUCCCCUGUCCUUGGCAUAGGAACAGAUAUAAGAACAAUUUUCACUGCCCCUAGUGCCUCCGCACUGCAUAAGGCCCUCGGAUUUGGAGAGGUUUCUCUCUUAAAUCCCAUCUUAGUUCAUUGCAAGACCUCUGGCAAGCCUUUCUAUGCAAUAACUCAUCGAGUAACGGGCAGUUUGAUCAUUGACUUUGAGCCGGUGAAGCCUUAUGAAGUGCCUAUGACUGCUGCUGGGGCGCUGCAAUCAUACAAGCUUGCUGCCAAAGCAAUUGCCAGAUUGCAAUCUUUGCCUAGCGGGAGCAUGGAGAGGCUUUGUGAUACAAUGGUCCAAGAGGUUUUUGAACUCACCGGUUAUGACAGGGUGAUGACUUAUAAAUUUCAUGAUGAUGAUCACGGAGAAGUGGUCUCUGAGCUUACGAAGCCUGGCCUGGAGCCAUAUCUAGGGUUGCAUUAUCCAUCCACUGACAUACCUCAGGCUGCACGGUUCCUAUUUAUGAAGAAUAAGGUCCGCAUGAUUGUCGAUUGUGGUGCGAAACAUGUGAAGGUGUUUCAAGAUGAGAAGCUUCCGCUGGAUCUCACAUUGUGCGGUUCAACCCUGAGAGCCCCACACAGUUGCCAUUUGGAAUAUAUGAAGAAUAUGAAUUCCAUCGCAUCUCUUGUUAUGGCAGUAGUUGUUAAUGAGGGGGAUGACGAGGUGAGAGAUCCUGAUUCUGUUCCGCCUCAAAAAAGAAAGAGACUUUGGGGUUUGGUAGUAUGCCAUAAUACAAGUCCAAGAUUUGUUCCUUUCCCUCUCAGGUAUGCCUGUGAGUUUUUAACUCAAGUGUUUGCCAUCCAUGUCAAUAAGGAGAUAGAGAUGGAAGAUCAGAUGGUUGAGAAGAACAUCCUGCGCACCCAAACGCUGUUGUGUGAUAUGCUGUUACGAGAUGCACCCUUAGGUAUUAUGUCACAGAGCCCUAAUGUUAUGGAUCUAGUGAAAUGUGAUGGAGCUGCCCUAUUGUACAAGAACAAGGUAUGGAGACUUGGAAUGACUCUGAGUGACUUUCAGCUUCAUGACAUAGCUUCAUGGCUCUCCGAGUACCAUAUGGAUUCUACGGGUUUGAGUACAGAUAGCUUGUAUGACGCAGGAUUCCCUGGGGCUCUUGCUCUUGGUGAUGUAGUAUGUGGAAUGGCAGCUGUGUGGAUAACUUCCAAGGACGUGCUCUUUUGGUUUCGAUCCCACACUGCUGCAGAAAUUCGAUGGGGUGGUGCAAAACAUGAAACCGGUGAGAAAGAUGAUGGUUCUAAAAUGCACCCUAGAUCAUCAUUCAAGGCUUUCCUUGAAGUUGUCAAGACGAGGAGCUUGCCUUGGAAGGACUAUGAAAUGGAUGCAAUUCAUUCUUUGCAGCUUAUUCUGAGGAAUGCUUUCAAAGAUGUUGAAACCACCUUGGAAGCAAACACCAAAGCAAUUAAUGUAAGGCUUAGUGACCUCAAACUUGAAGGGAUGCAAGAACUGGAAGCUGUGACAAGUGAGAUGGUCCGUUUAAUUGAAACAGCCACGGUUCCAAUUUUGGCUGUUGAUGUUGAUGGGCUGGUUAAUGGGUGGAAUACAAAAAUCGAUGAGUUAACUGGUCUUCCUGUUGAUGAAGCAAUCGGAAAGCAUUUGCUCACACUCGUGGAGGAUUCUUCGACUAGCGUGGUGAAGAAAAUGUUGGACUCAGCAUUGCAUGGCAAAGAGGAACAAAACAUCCAAUUCGAGAUAAAAACACAUGGUUCUAGGGCUGAUCUUGGUCCCAUCAGCUUAGUUGUGAAUGCUUGUGCAAGUAGAGACAUUCGGGAAAAUGUUGUGGGGGUGUGUUUUGUGGCACAGGAUAUCACUGGUCAGAAGAAUGUGAUGGACAAUUUCACCCGGAUCGAGGGUGAUUACAAAGCAAUUGUACAAAACCCUAGCCCCUUGAUUCCCCCAAUAUUUGGUACAGAUGAAUUUGGCUGGUGUUCUGAGUGGAAUUCAGCAAUGACAAAGUUAACAGGGUGGAAACGAGAGGAGGUAAUGGAUAAAAUGCUUCUGGGAGAGGUUUUUGGGAUCAACAUGGCAUGUUGUCCUCUCAAGAGCCAAGAAUCUUUCGUAAAUCUUGGUAUUGUACUUAACCAUGCCAUGACAGGUCAGGUGUCCGAAAAGGUCCCCUUUGGUUUCUGUGCUCGUAAUGGAAAACACAUAGAAUGCCUGCUGUGCGUGAGUAAGAAAGUGAACAGUGAGGGCUCAGUCACUGGGGUCUUUUGCUUCUUGCAGCUUGCUAGCCCAGAGCUGCAACAAGCACUUCAUGUCCAGCGCUUAUCAGAACAAACUGCUGUGAAGAGAUUGAAGGAAUUGUCUUAUAUUAGAAGGCAGAUCCGGAAUCCUUUAGCCGGUAUAAUAUUUUCUCGGAAAAUGAUGGAGGAUACUGAGUUGGGAGCAGAACAUCAACAGCUUCUGCAUACGAGCGCCCAGUGCCAGCACCAGCUCAACAAAAUACUGGAUGAUUCAGAUCUUGAUACCAUCAUUGAGGGCUACCUGGACCUGGAGAUGGUCGAGUUUACGUUGCAUGAAGUACUGAAUGCCGCUGUCAGUCAAGUCAUGAUUAAGAGCAAUGCCAAGAGCAUCCGCAUUGUCCACGAUGCAGCGGAAGAUAUCAUGACUGAGACGUUAUAUGGGGAUAGUCUUAGGCUUCAACAAGUCGUAGCUGAUUUCUUAGCGGUAUCAGUUAGUUUUAUGCCAACUGGAGGCCAGCUUACUAUCGAAGCUAAGUUGACCAAAGAUCAGUUAGGACAAUCCGUUCAGCUCGUGCAUUUGGAGCUCAGGAUCACACACGCCGGUGGUGGGAUUCCAGAAGGAUUGCUGAACCAGAUGUUUGGAAACAACGGAGACAUAUCUGAGGAGGGCAUUAGCCUGCUCAUUAGCUGUAAACUUGUGAAGCUCAUGAAUGGAGAAGUACGGUAUCUUAGGGAAGAAGGCAAGUCAACCUUCAUGAUAUCCGUAGAACUCGCCGCGGCAAACAAGAUGUAAGUCCUAAGACAAUUUUCAACGGCAGAUGACACAAAUCGUCAAGUGUGCAUACAACUUUUUCCGUUGGAUCAUUCGUGUUGGUUUUAACCUGCAAAUCCGCACGUCUGUCGCGCGUUCUUUAAAUGGUGUUGGUUUGUGGUGGAUUUGCAGAACUUUAGAGCAAUGUGUGAAGAACAAUAGAAAGAGAAACGGUAAGAGAUGUUGUACUUCGUGCUGAGGAUGAAGUUUGUAAUUGUCCGCCAUUUCAUGUUUUUGGCUUAAUUAUGUCUUGUUGUAAUUCGUCGACCUAAUUAAAUUUUAUUUCAGCGUUAUCUAUAGCUUCACUCUA